AUGGCAAAGUCUUUAAAAAGAAAGAAAAUUCACCAAUGUGAUGUUUGUGAAAAAUUCUGCGAAGCAUCAUCAAUUCUUAAAGUUCACGUGAAAAUUCAUACUGGAGAGAAACCUCACAAAUGUGAUAAACCUUUCAAAUGUGGUGUUUGUAAAAAGAAAUUUCCAAUUAAAAGUAUUCUUAAUGCUCAUAUAAACAUAUACACUAAAGGGAAACAUAACAAAUGUGAUGUUCGUAAAAAAUGUUUUAUAAGAUCUUAUUAUUUGAAUGUUCACAUGAGAAAACAUACUGGAGAGAAACCAUAUGAAUGUGAUAUUUGCAGUGUAACACAUACUGGAGAGAAACCAUACAAAUGUGAAGUUUGUAAAAAAAGUUUUAAUCAGGCAUCUGGUCUUAAAAUUCACUUUAGAGUACAUACUGGAGAGUAUGACUAA
Lottia gigantea (owl limpet) is the source of this 432-nucleotide messenger RNA. RefSeq lists its product as hypothetical. The record is from RefSeq and is a predicted model, not a curated record. The transcript has 3 exons. The coding region runs from base 1 to 432 and encodes 143 amino acids. Gene Ontology annotation, cellular component: nucleus. Gene Ontology annotation, molecular function: RNA polymerase II transcription regulatory region sequence-specific DNA binding; DNA-binding transcription factor activity, RNA polymerase II-specific. Gene Ontology annotation, biological process: regulation of transcription by RNA polymerase II. NCBI's taxonomy places the organism in Eukaryota, Metazoa, Mollusca, Gastropoda, Lottiidae.